Oxyura jamaicensis (ruddy duck) is the source of this 1458-nucleotide messenger RNA. It is a transcript of the gene NTF3, whose product is annotated as neurotrophin 3. Gene Ontology annotation, molecular function: nerve growth factor receptor binding; growth factor activity. The transcript has 2 exons. The coding region runs from base 317 to 1129 and encodes 270 amino acids. NCBI's taxonomy places the organism in Eukaryota, Metazoa, Chordata, Aves, Anseriformes, Anatidae. The record is from RefSeq and is a predicted model, not a curated record. Gene Ontology annotation, biological process: memory; nerve development; negative regulation of neuron apoptotic process.
AUGAUAAUUUUGUUGUUUUCAAAAAAAAUACCUCAUUCUCUGAAACUCCCCAGCUAGGCAAGGUUAUUCAAAAUGGUAGGUAGUGAAAGAAGAGUGUGGCAAUAAAGGGGUUAAUCUGCAGAACACAGAGCCAUCUGGCUGAGCUGGUUUGUUAUAAUCGAGCAGAUUAUGUUCACGGGACUCAGAGUUUAAGGCUCCUCUCCCAUAGAGCAACUCUGCACAACCCAAGCAGACCAACUUUGUGACUUUGAAUGAACAUAUUUACAUCCACCUUUCUCUUCAUGUCGACUUUUCUGGAAACAUUCAGACGGAUGCCAUGGUUACUCCUACCACGAUCUUACAGGUGAACAAGGUGAUGUCCAUCUUGUUUUAUGUGAUAUUUCUUUCUUAUCUUCGUGGCAUCCAGUCUACCAACAUGGAUCAAAGGAGUUUGCCAGAAGAUUCAAUAAAUUCUCUCAUUAUAAAACUCAUUCAGGCAGACAUUUUGAAAAACAAGCUUUCUAAACAGAUCGUAGAUAUAAAGGAAAAUUAUCAAAACACAGUGAAGAAAAUAGAGGCUCAGCAGGACGUGGAUGGAGAUGAAAAUGUGAAAUCUGACUUCCAACCAGUUAUCUCAAUGGAUACAGAUCUCCUAAGGCAGCAGAGACGCUACAACUCUCCCCGAGUCCUCUUGAGUGACAACACACCGCUGGAACCACCACCACUGUACCUCAUGGAGGAUUAUAUUGGAAAUUCAGUGGUGGUGAACAGAACCUCUCGGAGGAAAAGAUAUGCAGAGCACAAGAGCCACCGAGGGGAAUAUUCCGUUUGUGACAGUGAAAGCUUAUGGGUCACGGACAAAUCAUCUGCUAUUGACAUUAGAGGACACCAGGUAACUGUGCUGGGAGAAAUUAAAACAGGCAACUCUCCAGUUAAGCAAUACUUUUAUGAAACAAGGUGUAAAGAAGCCAAGCCUGUUAAAAAUGGCUGCCGAGGCAUUGAUGACAAGCACUGGAACUCUCAAUGCAAGACAUCCCAAACAUAUGUUAGGGCACUGACUUCAGAAAACAAUAAACUUGUAGGCUGGAGGUGGAUAAGAAUAGACACCUCCUGUGUGUGCGCCUUGUCAAGAAAAAUAGGAAGACCAUAGAUCUGCAACUCUUUGAUAUAUAAAUUAUUACUUUAAAUUAUAUGAUAUGCAUGUAGCAUAUAAAUGUUUAUAUUGUUUUAUAUAUUAUAAUUUGACCUUAUUUAUUAAACUUCAGCAAAUCUACAGUAUAUAAGCUUUCUCUCCCAAUAAACAAGAGUAAAGGUUGUGUGCCUCUGCUGUGGGCAACUCCGGAUUUUUUAGACUGUUUGUGACACUGCUUGUCGGCAGCAUACCGUAACCUGACUGUAAAUUCUGUGUAAAAUCAGUAUUCUUCAUUCAGUAUUGUCAAGCCAGUGACUGUCAUUUAGUAAACUUGUUAAAAAUCAGAU